This is a messenger RNA of Galendromus occidentalis (western predatory mite), 1581 nucleotides long. RefSeq names its product MFS-type transporter SLC18B1-like. The record is from RefSeq and is a predicted model, not a curated record. The transcript is spliced from 3 exons. NCBI's taxonomy places the organism in Eukaryota, Metazoa, Arthropoda, Arachnida, Mesostigmata, Phytoseiidae. Gene Ontology annotation, biological process: transmembrane transport. The coding region runs from base 1 to 1581 and encodes 526 amino acids. Gene Ontology annotation, molecular function: transmembrane transporter activity.
AUGGGGAACGACUCAAGAUCUCUCGAAACAACUGAAGUUCAGGUGUUCGAGAAUCCGAGCGGAAUACUCCCGAACGGGUCGACCUCCCCCGAAAUUCCCAAAAACAGCCAAGCGACCGUUUCUGUGUCGCCACGGGGUCUUUCUUGGGGGAGGGCUUCUUGUGUUCUUGCCUUUAUAUGCACAGGUUUCCUUCUGCAAGGUGCGAACUAUACCCACAUGACGUCAUUCUUCAAUGUCUACGCCCUCGAGGAGAAAAAUCUAUCAUCGGCUCAGUACGGCGUCAUCAUGGGGGCCAACUGCUUCAUCAUGAUAUUCGUCUCACCGGUCACAGCGAAGCUCGUCGAACUGAGAUACUUCAAGGAUAAGAACAUCAUGUUCGUCGCAUGGACCAUCGACGCGGUAUUUUGUUUCGUGUUCUCCUUCGCGUACAAUUUCGGUCCCGGAUAUCCAUUUUUCUUCGGAUCCCUGACUCUUCGCAUCCUCGAAGCCUUCGGGACCGCGGUGGGCUUUGUGAUGCCGUAUGUGAUCACUGGGCUUGAACUUAAUGAGAUCAAUCACAUAAUCAUUCCGGUUUUGGAGACACUAGACGGACUGGCGGUCGUGGCUGGUCCUGCGAUCAGCGGUAUACUAUUCGAUCUCGGGGGUUUCCCUCUCCCCUUCCGGGUUCUCGGCGGCGCGUUGAUGACCUUGAUGUGUCUCGGCAUAUGUUUUUUCCCCGAACCCGACGAGAGGUCUGACGUCGAAGAGAAAACGUCCGGAGGGGGUAGUCUGAGGAGGGUCUUGAAGUUCCCCGUCGUGGUGAACGUGCUGUGCACCGUCAGUUCUUUCGUUUUGCUGUCGUUCAAUGAGUCGACACUCGCCUUGCGGCUCAAUUCGAAGUUCGCAAUGAGCGCUACCGAGUGCGGUCUGCUCUUCUUAUACGCGGGAGGGCUGUACGCCUCUUCGAGUCUAUUUCUUGGUUACACAUCGAGAAGGAUUUCAGACCCACGUCAUCUCGUUCUCCCGUUUCAAAUCAUCAUACUGUUUGCUCUCCUCCUUCAAGGACCUUUGAUUCCUGUAGAGCAAACGAGGGGCGUUGUUCUCUUGGCUCAGAUGCUCCUAGGACUCGGCGCCGGACCCGCGUUCGUUUGCUCUUAUUUACAUUCUCUUAAGUAUAUUUCGAAUGGCGACGAAAGCAAAGAAACGCACGCUGCUCUAGGAGCAAUGUUCACCUCAGCCACCGCGAUAGGCGGCGCCAUUGGACCUCUCAUGGCGAACGUACUGCUCGACUAUUGGUCGUAUGAGACCGCGGUAGCUGUGAGCGCCGUUCAGACCUUGCUCGUGACAGCAUUACUAGCCUUCGCGACUUUCCAUAGCACUUAUCAGCUCUGUCAGGCACUCUCGUAUACAACCGAGAUGAUGAAUGAAGAUGGCAAGCUUACGCUGAAGUACCGUCGCGAGAAGAGCCACAUCCUCAAAGUCCAAGUUCAGUCCCGUCAUGAGGGGGCUGAAAAACACCGCUACCGUCAUUUAUUAUCUAUCCAACGCGCGGUACCUCGCUCAAAUCGUCCGACCGGCGGCAACACUCAGCUCGCUUUCUAA